Messenger RNA from Chelonia mydas (Green sea turtle), 13185 nucleotides. It is a transcript of the gene IKZF2, whose product is annotated as IKAROS family zinc finger 2. Bases 415 to 1995 code for a protein of 526 amino acids. Lineage: Eukaryota; Metazoa; Chordata; Testudines; Cheloniidae. The record is from RefSeq and is a predicted model, not a curated record. Gene Ontology annotation, molecular function: DNA-binding transcription factor activity; RNA polymerase II cis-regulatory region sequence-specific DNA binding. The transcript has 8 exons. Gene Ontology annotation, biological process: regulation of transcription by RNA polymerase II.
GCCGGAGCAGCGCUCGUCCUGUAAUCGAUUGCCGAGCGCGCUGAGCAGCCCAGCCGGCGCGGAGGCGCACUCCCGGCGGCCUCCCCGGCGCAGGGCGCCUCUGAGAGCGGCCGCCUGGGCGAGAUGUGCUCCGGCGGGGGGGGUGCGCGCGCGAGGGUGUCUCGGCCGGAUCGGUUUCUCGGGGUUUGACCAGCUGUCCCGGGCUAGCCCUGCGCGCUGAAGAUGGAGGAAGUCAGAGCAGGAUUACCCUUAGCGACAGACCCGCCGCUUGCGGUUCCCACAGCCCGCUGCAGUGCCCAAACACACAAGCACUAGGCACAGAGAGCAAGGGCGAGGAGACACUAAUAAAAACACAACACACAAGGGUGAUGGAAGUGAGGCACUGCAUGCGCUGCUGAGCACUGCACUUUGACUAUGGAAGCAGAGGCUACUGAUGGAUAUAUAACAUGUGACAAUGAGCUUUCGCCCGAAAGGGAGCACUCCAACAUGGCUAUUGACCUCACUUCAAGCACACCCAAUGGGCAGCAUAUCUCACCGAGUCACAUGACAAGCACAAAUUCAGUAAAGCUAGAAAUGCAAAGCGAUGAGGAGUCUGACAGGAAACCCCUAAGCCGUGAAGAUGAGAUCAGGGGUCAUGAUGAAGGAAGCAGCUUGGAAGAACCUCUCUCUGAGAACAGCGAGAUGGCGGACAACAGAAAGAUCCAGGAGCUGUCAGGCGAGGGAGGAAUCCGGCUUCCGAAUGGUAAACUGAAAUGUGACGUCUGUGGCAUGGUUUGCAUUGGGCCCAAUGUGCUUAUGGUACAUAAAAGGAGCCACACUGGUGAGCGCCCCUUCCAUUGUAACCAGUGUGGAGCUUCUUUUACGCAGAAGGGGAACCUGCUGAGGCACAUCAAGUUGCACUCUGGGGAAAAACCGUUCAAAUGUCCCUUCUGCAGCUAUGCCUGCCGGAGAAGGGACGCCCUCACAGGACACCUCAGGACGCACUCUGUGGGUAAGCCUCACAAGUGUAACUACUGCGGCCGGAGCUACAAACAGCGCAGUUCACUGGAGGAACACAAGGAACGCUGCCACAACUAUCUUCAGAAUGUCAGUAUGGAGGCUGCUGGGCAGGUCAUGAGUCACCAUGUACCUCCUAUGGAAGAUGGUAAGGAACAAGAGCCUGGGAUGGACAACAAUAUUUCUCUGGUGCCUUUUGAGAGACCUGCUGUUAUAGAGAAGCUGACAAGCAACAUGGGAAAGCGUAAAAGCUCCACCCCACAGAAGUUUGUGGGUGAAAAGAUCAUGAGAUUUGGCUAUCCAGAUAUUCACUUUGAUAUGAACUUAACCUAUGAGAAAGAGGCUGAACUGAUGCAGUCUCACAUGAUGGACCAAGCCAUCAACAAUGCAAUCAACUACCUUGGAGCUGACGCACUUCACCCCCUGAUGCACCACACACCAAGCACAAUUGCAGAGGUGGCCCCGGUCAUCAGCUCAGCUUAUGCUCAGGUCUAUCAUCCUAACAGGAUAGAAAGGCCCAUUAGCAGGGAAACAGCUGACAGUCAUGAAAACAACAUGGAUGGCCCUAUCUCCCUCAUCAGACCAAAGAGUCGACCCCAGGAAAGAGAGGCCUCCCCCAGCAAUAGCUGCCUGGAUUCUACUGACUCGGAGAGCAGCCAUGAAGACCGCCAGUCCUACCAAGGAAACCCUGCCUUAAAUCCCAAGAGGAAGCAAAGCCCAGCUUACAUGAAGGAGGACACCAAGGCUUUGGAUGCCACAAAGGCUUCUAAGGGCUCUUUAAAGGAUAUCUAUAAGGUCUUCAAUGGAGAAGGGGAGCAGAUUAGGGCCUUUAAAUGUGAGCACUGUCGAGUUCUAUUCCUAGACCACGUCAUGUACACCAUCCACAUGGGUUGUCAUGGUUACCGGGACCCAUUAGAAUGCAACAUUUGUGGGUAUCGAAGCCAGGACCGCUAUGAGUUCUCAUCGCACAUUGUUCGAGGGGAGCACACAUUCCACUAGGCCUUCUCAUCCAAAGGGGACUCUUAUGAAGUAGAAGAACUGCACAUGAAGAAGUACUGCACUUACAAUCCCACUUUUCAUUGACCCACCUUUUUGUUGUUGUUGUUGUUUGUUGCUGUUGUUUAAUUAUUAUUAUUAACCUUAUUGUAUGGACCCAACGUCAGUCUCUCUGCCCAGUUUAAGAAUGGAAGGAAGGAAGGGAAGGGAUGAGAGAGUUUUGUGUUGUUGCUGUCAUUCUGUUUUGGUGAUCUGUCUUGCAUAUUUUGUGGGAAUUGAAAGGCAGUCCAUUUCUGUCACAGUUAGCUGUACAUCAUGUCAUAUGUUGGAUAUCGCUCAACUCUGGUAGGUGCUUUAAAGUCAUAAUGAGUUGCCAUCCAAUUGUAGAUUAAUAAUUUCAGGCAAAUAGGUAGAAACAUUUCAGAGGAAAGCCCUUUCAAAUGUAUAGCUAUGGUGGGGAAGAUGGGGGGAGUGGACAGUUGUAUUCUACAGAAUGAACAAUUAUUUUAAAGCAAAACUCUUUUAUUUUAGGGAUUUAGGAGCACGAAUCAAAGUCAAUAUUCCUUGCAAAAUUACUUCCAUGGGUGAGCUAUGUCCAUGGCUUCUGUGUUUACUUCCCCUGUGGAAUGUGUAGAACAUGUAUGUAACACUGUACCAUAUAACAAGAGUUUAGUUUCAUAAGUCUUGGGACCUCCUGUGGUAAGUUUGAGGUUCUGUGAUGUUAUUUUACUUAACUUAUGAAGCACGUUUUUAGAAUUGCUGAUUUGCUAUUAUUCCAUCAUUGUGUUGACUCACUGGCUUCUUAUAGACCUCCUAGUAUCCAUACCUAGUUAGUGGCACCAUGUGUUUUUAAGAAACAGCAUUUACAAAUAACACUUUACCUAGCUUCUAGGGCAGUUGAUAUCCUAGGAGUGAAUACAAAUUCUGCAGUUUACUCAAGAGGUUCUGCUGCUGUGAGCUCCAUUGACUUCAGUGGAAUACUCUGAGCUACACCAGCUUAGGAUCUGGCCCUAGCUAGCCACCUCUCCAGUGAAUCCUUUGCUUUGUGAUUUGUUGAAUCAGUGACUACCUAGUAUCCUUAAUUCCUCUUUAUUUUUUGGAUAGAAGCCCUUGCAGAUUUUGAUGCACACCCUCUGCUCUAGGAGGUGUGAAAGCCAUGCAGAAAAAGAAUUGCUAAUUUGAUUUGAUAUCACUUCACGCUUUAGGAAAAUGGGUACAUGAGCUAAAGGCACUAAGGUUAGUUUGAUUUAGUAUUAUUGACACUUACUAAUUUCACUGCAGGGGGAAAAAAAAGCUGAUGUGAUCAGGCCGUUUAGGUACAGACCAAACAAGAACAAUGCAAACUCUCUUUUUUUCCUUUUCUUUUUCUGACAAUGCAAGACAGAAGCCCCAGACAAAAUCCUGUAGGUUGAGUUGAUUGCUCUACAAAAAGUAAGCUUAAACCCAACAUGAAACCCAACUCUUUUUAUAUCAAUCAUUAUUGAAAGUGAACUGCAAAAAUAGAGCUUUAACCUGGAAACAUUUGCACAAGUGCGUAGCCAUUUUCCACGUGGGUACCUUGGUUGAGUUCAAUGAGAACUUUUCACAUGCGUAAAGUUACUUAAGUGCAUACGCAAUUGCAAGAUGAGGCCAUAAUGAAUCCCCAUUUGCUCGUUUCAGUCUGUUUUUCUUAUCUUGCCAGACCUGCAGCAUUAGAAAGUAGGAGCUGAGUGGUAUUGAUUGAAAUCUUUUUAUGGCGACACACUUGGCAGUUAGAACCUGUGUUUAGAAAGGAUACAGUAGAUCAUGGCCAGAUUACCUGAUGACUGUUUCCCGGCACUGAAAUGCUAUUAAGUAGGAGCUGGUAAAGUUUAGCAGUAGCCUAUUAAUUAUAAUACAGUAUGGAUAGAAUUGUCCCCUUAUGUAAUGUGAGAGCUAUCAAGGAUGGGAAAGAAUGGACUUUGAAGAGACAGAUACAAAGAGCUGGUUCCAGCAUUGUCCUUGACAUCUUUUUUUCUUCUGCCCAUAUUAAUUUUGAUACAGAUAAAGCUCAGGCAAGACUAGCUGCCCCUAUUUCUCUCAUUCUCUUGUGCCUGGCACAAUCAGAGUAGCUAAUAUCCUGGUCAUGACCACUGAACUCUUUCUUUGACUCCAAGGUUAGUUAUUAAAGGGUAUACAUUCUCCUCUAUUAAUGGGAAAAGAAGGGAACUGCAAUCAGCCAGGGGAUGUGGAAUAGGAUAGCAGUUCCUCCUCUGCCCCACCUUUGCUCUGUAGGGCUGAUUCUCUGUGGCUGUUGAGGUUGUGCGCUAGGAACAGAACUGAGAGAUGGCUGUAUUCUGUGACAUCUUCCCCAUGAAAACCCAUGGGGAUUACCUUGCUGGAGAUGGCAGUGAUCAAGUUAGCAUUGUGUCCUCUGGGUUCCCCCUUCACACUCUGAAAACCCCACUGUCUGGGCUGGGGGUGCAGGGGCACGGUUUGGGCACAACCACAAUGGCAUAGCUCCAGAAGCAGCCAUGUUCCCAUUGUGGAGAGGGAGGAAUAGGAAGCAGUGCAUUGACAAAGGUAUUAUAUGUGGUUGUCCCCACUCUUUGCCCAUAACCUGAGAUCCAUGUGAUUUCUCUCAUGACGUGACCUGUCCCUUGCCUCCUCUGUAGAAUCAUAGAAUAGAAUAGAAUCAUAGAAUAUUAUCAGGGUUGGAAGGGACCUCAGGAGGUUAUCUAGUCCAACCCCCUGCUCAAAGCAGGACCAAUCCCCAAUUUUUUGCCCCAGAUCUCUAAAUGGCCCCCUCAAGGAUUGAACUCACAACCCUGGGUUUAGCAGGCCAAAGGUCAAAUCACUGAGCUAUCCCUCUCACCCAUCCCCAAAGUGACAAUUGGGAUGUUCCCUGAAUGGUUUCCUGGCCCCAUGUGGAUUUUCCCUAGCUGUGGCGUGGUCUCCUCUCUUUUAAAAGGUGAUCGUAAAUUCUGCCCAACCAUGACAGCUGCUUGAAGAACAAUCUGUAAAAUAAAAAGUUCUCGAAGUCGCUGGCCCCGUGCUGGGGGCAGUGUGGAGCAUGGAAAGGCGUUGAGAAAUGGCCUGCCUGAGCUGGCAAGAACGGAGGAUGUCAAGCCCAUUGCUGCACCUCUAAGGGAGUACAAACUGUGGUUGCUUCUGUAGCCAGGGUGACAGUGGGCUCCUUGGGAUAGCUAGCACAAGGGCAUAGGAGUGGGAAAGGAGUGGGAAGAUCCCUUUGUGUACGCACCCAGGAGCUGGCCAUAGUCUGACCCAGCGUGAGCUAGUACACUUCUUAAUUGAUGAUGCAUUCUCCACAGCUCAGUGUGUCUCUUGUCCCUUUCAGUGACCUUAACCCUUUUUUUUCCUCUUUGCAGUCAAUGCAGUUUAUAGGGUGCUAUUCAAGAAUCACUUGGCAGGUCAGUGCAGCUCUGUGAGAUCAACCCUGAGUCCUGCCAUUUUAGAAGCUGUCACAGGGAGAAGUGCAUAUUGGCAGGAACACCCCGUGACAUAGCACUAGCCCCUAAUACCACAGACACGCACAGAGAACAUCUUUGUCAUACUGGGGUUGUGCAGGAGUGACAGCAUAAUUUUAGUCAUCACCUUUUGAUAGUUGCAAUUCCUGUCUAGAUCAAAACCGCGGGGGGUGGGGGGAACACAAUAUGUAUUGUCAUUUUUUCUUAAAACUCACUGUUGUUUUUCAUCUCUUCAGGGUGCUUUUAGGGGGAAUGGUUUACUCAAAACUUGAACUGAACUUAAAGGUUUGGGCUAAAUCUUAUUUUAGCAUAAUCAGCAAAUGCAUGUCUAUGGGGGAUUACAGUAAAAAGAGUAGUACGCAGUCGAUAAUGUAGGCUCCAGUUCUGCAAGCUCACAUACCAAGGACGACUCAAUGGAGAUUGCAGUGGGGUUCCUUACGGGCUCACAGGUCUGCCCACAAAUCUGAGCCUGCAGGAUUGGGACCUCAGAUGAUGAUUUUUUCUCUUUUGCUGUUUGCGGAUUUCUAAGAGCAGCUAUUGACUUCAUCAAAUUCAAUGGUUAUUCAAAAUUAUUUACUAAGAAAUUUCAGCAGUCUGGGGAUUAUCCCCUCGCAGAGCAGUUGGCUCCAAGUAUUUGCGAUUGAUCACUAGCCAUUUGUUCAAAGUAUGUGCUAAAAGCUGGCUAGUUUUGGGUAGACAUGCGUAAGUCUUUUGACUCAAAACUCGAUUCCAAUACUUGUGUUUAAAAAUUCAGAAUUUGCUUUCUGUGAGCAUUUCCCGUAUUUGGUUACAAGUAGCUUUUUCCUCAAAUGUCCCUGCCAAUAAACUCUUUACCUAGAUUUGUAAGGGGGAAGAGAGCCAGAUUCAGACUCGGUCUAAACUCGGUCUGCAAGUUCUGGUUUUGAUAUGACCCAGGGCUGGGUGCACAGUGCUUUCGUUACGAUUCUGUCCAUCAUUGUGGCUAAUGAGUUUUACAGCCAAAGCCCUUUUAAUUGAUUUAGGAAUCCACAACUAAAUAUAUAGGAUUUUUGUAUAAAACCAGCUCUUUACCACAUACUUAAGGAGAUUAAAGCAAUUGCAUUCUCCUUAAAAAGUGCUUCCAUCGAUGAAAGAUGUCUCAAUAUUAACCUAUAUUGGGCUCUACUUAGAGAACCUGUUUUUGUAAAUCACCCUGACUCUUACCUGCAGUAUUAGCCUCUCUAACUUUAGGGCACCAGUCACAGAGUUCAUACACCACCAAGUACAGAAAUUCAACAUUUGUCUAACUCUCCAAAUUGCUGUUUUAAACGUGUGCUUUGCUGGACAGGGACUAGAAUGCUCAUUGCUUUGCAGGAUCCAGUCUGAAUGAAAUUCAGUCCUUUGAAAUUGGGCUUUUAUAGGACUUAAGGGGCUGGCUUUCUGCACUUUUCUUAUGGAUGCACAGGGGAAAAAAGAGUCCACAAAAGAACAAAGAGCUUCUAACUCCAAAAAGUGAUUUAUUCCAGUUGUACCUACCAGAAGAUUUGAAAGCUGAACUAAGGGCCUGAGUAGCAAUUAUAAGGUUCCAUAGUUAGUUAACUUCCUUUUACCUCACUACUUAGAAGCAACUAUUUCUUGUAAUUUCAUUUAAGAUAUGCGGGAAGAAGAAGGAUAAUAUUUGUUAACAGAGUAGCCAAUAUCGCAGGCUCUUGCAAAAGUGAGAUGAAACUGGCUCUGUUUUAGUUGGCUUUUAUCUUUAGUUUUAUAUAGUCUUAUUUUUUUUAAAAAAAAGUUAACAUCCGUGAUGAUGUGCUGCAUAAAGCAUCUGGAGAUUUAUGAUUCUGAAAUCGUAUAUACACUGUAUCAUGUCAUUCAAAUAAGUUUUAUUGUACACGUGCCUUUUUCAAAUGCAUUUUGAAAGCUGCUGUUUCACAUCAUAGCCUUUCACAAUGCAUUUAAAAGAAACACUAAUGUUACGGAGUGGGACAGAGGAAGCUGGGGUUUCCCCUUGAGUAGGAAAAUCCCUGAGUGGUGUAGCUGGCUCUACGCUACCUGGUCUUGGGAAAGGGAAGGGAAAUGUCCAGGGCACAGUGUGCUCCAGCAAUCCCCAGCUGGCAGGCAGCACUUUUUGGGGCCAUGGAUAAUGGCCAUAGUUUAGAAACAGGUUUCAGAGUAACAGCCGUGUUAGUCUGUAUUCGUAAAAAGAAAAGGAGUACUUGUGGCACCUUAGAGACUAACCAGUUUAUUUGAGCAUGAGCUUUCGUGAGCUACAGCUCACUUCAUCCGAUGAAGUGAGCUGUAGCUCACGAAAGCUCAUGCUCAAAUAAACUGGUUAGUCUCUAAGGUGCCACAAGUACUCCUUUUCAGUUUAGAAACAGUUUCUAACGCUGCUCUAAACAAUGCCAGGGGCUGAAAAGGUUCCCGCCUGCCCCUUGAACUUAAGGAGUUUGGGGCAGAAAGUUGGUGUAAUACCGCCUGCCUCCUUUCUCUGCACCCCAUUGCACCAAGGCUGCAAACUUGAGAAUCUAACGCUCUGUGUGUUUCAGUGCUAUAUCGCACAGCAUCAAACAGCAUGAUGGAAUGAGAAUAUACUUUAAAGUAGUGUAUCAUUGCAAAAGUUUGCUUAGCUUAAAAAAAAUAAUAAUACAAAAAAAAGGAGGGUGGAAGCUUGAAGACUACGGUACCACUGCUAUGCCGAUUGUUCAGAUAAGAUGAGAGAGUAAAACAAACAAAACUCAUCUGUGAAAGGCAUUAGGGAGUGUGAUUUGUUUCUCAAGCCAGGCGGAGGUGUGUGUCAUAUUAGGGGUUUCAGAGUAGCAGCCAUGUUAGUCUGUAUUCUCAAAAAGAAAAGGAGUACUUGUGGCACCUUAGAGACUAACCAAUUUCGUGAGCUGUAGCUCACGAAAACUUAUGCUCAAAUAAAUUGGUUAGUCUCUAAGGUGCCACAAGUACUCCUUUUCAUAUUAGGGGUUGUAUUAGCAGAAUACUUUGGUGAAAAAAUCAGUAUUUUUUGGUACUUGCCUUAUGGGACCGGUGACCUAGUUUUUGACCCAUUCCUGCCACUUUCCCAACAGUUUACCCUGCAUUGCUCUAGGGUUGGAUUCUAGUCCCAGCACACAGCCUGAAUAACUGAAGUGUGCCACAGAGGUCAGUAGGGCAGCAGUCCUUCCAUCACACCAUAGGGCUUUCCAUAGCUGCGAUGGUAGCCUCAGGGAUCUGCAGCCCCCACGUACCACCCCCCCCCCCCCCCCGAAGGGCUGGCAGUUCCCAUUGGAAACAUGUAGACACCGAUCUGCUGAUCUACCCUGGCUCUGCCCCAAAUCUCUCUGUGUGCUGGGACAUAAGCAGGCCCCACACAGAAUAAACACAGAGGUUCCCCUGUGGUCAAGACCCUCCAUGCUCACAGUGGCUGGGUGGGAGAUAAAUAAAAGAGUUUGCCCCAUAUAGCAAAUAUUUGACCUCUCCUGGAAUGUAAAGUUAGAGCCCUUACAUCCCAUCAGGAACUUUCCUGUAGUACUGUAUAAAAAGAAUAUCACUUGGUGUUGUCUGAGCUUCAUGCAGAACUUACAUGAUGCAUUCCUGGGAGGGUAUGAUUUAUUUUCCAAUAUUAAACUAUGACACUUAAACUAUGAAACGAGCACAAUAGGCUCAUGAGGUGGUAAUAUGCUAACUUUCCUCCACGCCGGGUUAUUAACACUAGGCCAGUGUAACAAUAAAAUGAUACCUCUAUAAAUGGGUAAAUUGCUAAACCUUUCACUUGGUAUUCAUGGAAACAUGUGUUCCUACCUCCAACAAUUCACUCGCAGUCUUACGAGGGUGGAGAGAAGUAAUCUCACACAGGCAUUCCAAUGGGAAUAAAUUCAUCACCCUCUAUCCUUAUAUGGGAUCUUUUCCCUUUCAUACAUACCGUAGAACCUAGCUAAUCUGCAUACAAAAAGACUCUCUCUCUCUCGCUCAACAAAAAUGUAACAGUAGGUUGCUGCAGUGAAGUCUAUCAUUACUCAAGCCUUCAAUAUUUUUACAAAAAAAUACUAUGCUGUAUUUACUAGCACGUUCUGAAAUAUUAUGAAGUCCAAGUGAAUGACAGCUGUCAAGUUAAAUGCUCAAAGCAUGUUCUGAGGUGCUUUGGCUCUUUUUUUUUUUUUUUUUUUAUAUCGCUCACUUAGGGCCUAAUCCAAAACUCACUGGGUAUGUCUACACUGCAAUGUAAGCCCUGGGUUAGUAGAACUCGAGUUAGCAGACUCUGGGUUUGUUAACCUAGGGCUUGAGUGUCUACAAGCAUUUGUAACACCAAGUUAGACAUGCGGCUCCAGAAUCUACAUUGCAUUAUGCAGCCUCAUGUCCAACCACCGAUAUUCCAGACUGGAGGCAUCCUCCCAAAUUGUGGCUGCUGUACCACUUUGUUCAUGGUGCAGUGUGGAAAAACUUGACUUUCUACCAGACUUGACUGGCCAAAGGACAAAGAAAGUUGGCCCAUGGGAUUGUGGAAUAUUUUGGCAUACUCUCAGAGCAUGAGUCCAAUGGAACUGCAUCUACACUACAAGGCAAUAGGGCUUGAAGCCUGUUGAUUCAGGCUUGGACCCUCCACCCCCACAGGCUUCUAGGACCCUGAGUUUCAGCCCAGGGUUUGCACAGUUUGUAUGUAGACAAGAGUGGGGGGUAGGCUUGAGCCUGAGUUCAAACCCUGGGUUCACACUGCAUUGUGGACAUACCCGUUGAAGACAAUUGAAAGGACUCCUUUUGACUCCAAUGGGCUUUGGAUGAAGCCCAUAUGCCUCAGUCCAACAAAACAUUUCAUCACAUGCUUAACUUGAAGCACCUGAGCAGUCCCACUCAAGUCAAUAGGCCUACUGGUUAAGGACUAAAGUUAAGCAUGUGCUUAAUUUCUUUUAUUGGAUGAGAGCCUUAUUUGCUAACUUGUAAAGUUCAAUCUCUCUCGUUGGGCCUCAGUCACUAGUACAAAUUAGUGAGGUUCUACGGUAAAUAUGUAUUCAUUUAAAUUUGUGUCCUAGACUUCACCCCAUCCAUGAAUGACUAGUAGGCGGUACUUUUCAUUGUGAAUCAAAUGGAAAAUAUGUAGGCCCAAUGCAAAAGCAGAAUCGAGAGCAUGACUCCAUAGUGGGAACUAAGGAGCAGGGAAUUGGGCCAUUUAGUUUUUACCUCAAGUGACAUAGAGUAAGAAAAGCUUUGUGAAGGGGCAGAGAUUACUGAAUCCCCUACUAUGCACUUACUGAGAUUUGACAUUACUUACUGGAAAUGGAUGUUCAUUUCUGAACACACUGUAACAAGGGAAGGACUUUGGGUUAUUUUUGUAGUAGUUCAAACUUCUGAAACUGUGAUCAAUUAUUUGACUAAUUGUCAAGCAUUCUCAGAGCUUGAACAUCUUCAUUUCCUGUUUCAUGUAGCAAAGUUUUUUCUUUAUUGCUUUCUCUUCCCCUCCUCCUUCUCUUAGCUUAAAGACUGGGCCAGCUCUUAUCUCCCAUUGCUUUGGCCCAUCUAGUUUAUUAUUAUUUUUUCUGUUUGUUCGUUGGCUGUACAGGCUGUUUACAUAUUUUUGUACUCAAGGGUAGUUUUAUAUUAAAAACAGAGGGGAAAAAAAGAAAAUAUUUGAUUUGAGAAAAAAUAUUAAGGUACAUAAUCUUUGUAACACUGUCAAAACUAGGGUACCUAAAGAGAUGACUCCACACCUAUGUACUUGUAAUACUGUAUAUUUGCCUUCCUUUUUAGUCAGUUUUAUUUUCGGGUUGUAAUUUUUUCCUCUAAAAUGUAUAUCUUUUUAUGUGAGACUGGAAACUUUUAAUGCAAAUGUUUGGAAAGAUUUAAAAUUGUAAAGUAAAAAGUCAUAUAACUUUUUUUUUUCCUUUUGGAAAAAAAUGCUUUAAAAGAAGUUUUGCUACUGUUGUAUUCCAGGGUUGAGGUCACUGACCACAAAAUUGCUCUUGAUGCUUCAUUCUUAGACCUUGCUUUCAGAACGUGCUUCUUGCAAACAUGGAAGAUUGCUUAUAUUACUCAGUUUAAAAAAAAAAAAAAAAAGACAAACAAAAACUUUUGGUUAUUUUUCUGUUCAAGUGCAAUAUUUUCCUGACGUCUUAAAAAUGUACAGUAGUUUCUUUUUCUUUCCUCAGUCAACACAAAUUAAAAAAACCAAAAUGCUCUAUCUUAAAUCCCUUAAAGGAUAAGAUUCAAAUAUUUAUAUACGUUAAAAUUGCAAAGCAGACUGACAAAAGGUGAGAAACUAAAAGCUAAGGCUAAAACCGAUUUUUUUAUUCCCUGCUUUUGUUUGACAUCAAAACAUAUACAAUGGUUUGAACUAAGGACAGACAUUUUAUUGCCUCUGUUUCUCUUGUUCCUUUUUAAAUACAGUUUUUCUUAAGAAAAGCACUUAACCUGGACAUUUAUAAAACACGUGGGGCCUGAUCCCAAGCCUACUCAGUAGAAAGACUCCUAUUGACUUUCAUGAUGGGCUUUGGAUCAGACCCUAACCUCUUAGCUAAGGCAAAACUCCCACUGAUUCCAGUGGGCGUUUUGCCUGUAUAAGAAGUGCAGGACUUGAGACCAGAAGAGCUUCUUUAGAGCUGAAGUUGUCUUAUAUAAGUGUAGAUGGGGCUUGUUUUACAUAUCAUACAUAUUUAUAUCUAAUUUUUAAAUGUCUAUUUCCCAGUAGACUGAAGCCGCUGUUGUGUAAAUAUGUAUUUAGGUACUAAAUAAAAAAUCCCUCUGAGAGUUCUUGGACAGGCAGUUACAGUGCAUGCACAGGAGCCACUUUUGUCUUUUCAAUUUGUAUUUAAGAUGUUUCCUUAUAAUAAUAGCAAGGGCAAUCAGAGUUUAUCAUGCUCCAACCGAUUGUCAAAACUAUUUCCAAGACGCUUUUGAAUUAAAAGAAGCAAAACACGUUCAACCUCGUGAGCUCCACAGGUUAUUUUUCAUGCUCGUAGGGCCAAAUUCUGCUACUGAAGGCAUUUUGAAUAGCCCCUUACUCCACGAGGGUCUUGUUAAAGUCAAUGGGAUCAUUCUUGGAGCAAGAAGCUGCUGAGCAUGAGGAGGAGUGUCAGAAUCUAACCCUGAAGCUUGGUGCAUAUGAAUGCACCUUUAAUCACUUCUGUGGAGUUCUACCCUGCUUACCCUAGGGCUGAAUUUGACAUCUGUCAUUUAGGAAGAGGCAAACCAAUUGAGUAGUAUGGCAAACAGCUUUCCUCCAGGUUGAGUUCCAAUUCUGUGCAGAAGUUUAAGCUCGUUUAAACCUCUAAACAUCAGGGUUGAGGCCUGAUUCAAAGUCAUUGUGAAUCUUCCUGCUGCCUUCAGUGGACUUGGGAAUAUGCCCUUAUGACAGAAGUUCUGAAACAACCCUUACAACAGUGGUACCCGUGAGCCACUCUAAUGCAAAUCUAUACACCCCUGCUAAACAGUUUUGCCACUGCAGACUGAAAUAUGGGACUUGUAUUUUCUUUUCCUUCCCUUUAGCGUAUGUGCAUAAUAUGGUUCCAUCAUACCUGUGUGUGUGUAUACUGUGUAUGUGUGUGAGUGUUGUACAGCAAUGUGAGAGUGCGAGUCUGUAUGUGUGUAUAAAUACAAGAAGAAGCUGCAGAAACUUUGUAAUACUUUGUGAAAAGGAUUAUAUUAUAAAGGUUUGUACUGUCUGAGUGCACAGCUACUGGAAUAAACGUAGGGAAUCUCAGGAACAAGCAUAUAAUUUGUCCAAGACUUAUUUCUUCUCAGAAGUGUAAGUGCAGUUUUUAAUUCUGUAUAUUAUUUAAUAUUUUACCAAUAAAAAUAAACUUCUGACAUGAAA